GAGGCUGGCGGCGCUGUUUCCGGAAGUGAUGCAGCGACCCUUCAAACGGCCGCUCGAGCGCAGAGACGCGGUGAAAUGGCCGACGGUGUGGAUCACAUCGACAUCUACGCGGAUGUCGGCGAGGAGUUUAAUCAGGAAACGGAGUACGCUGGACAUGAUCAGAUAGAUUUAUAUGAUGAUGUCAUUUCACCAUCUGCCAAUAAUGGAGAUGCACCAGAGGAUCGUGAUUACAUGGAUAGCAUACCACAGUCUGUUUCAGAAGAUGGUGGCAAAACUCCUAACUCAUUGGGUCCAAAUAUUGUUUAUACUUACACAGGCAAGAGAAUAGCUUUGUACAUUGGAAAUCUGACUUGGUGGACCACAGAUGAGGAUUUGACUGAAGCUCUGCAUUCAAUGGGCAUUACUGAUAUUUUGGAGAUAAAAUUUUUUGAAAAUCGAGCUAAUGGACAGUCUAAAGGGUUUGCACUUAUUUGUGUGGGAUCUGAAAGUUCAUCCAAAAAACUGAUGGAUAUGCUUCCUAAACGAGAUAUGCAUGGACAGAAUCCUAUUGUCACACCCUGUAAUAAGCAGUCCCUGAGUCAAUUUGAAAUGCAGUCUCGGAAAUCCACUCAGUCUGGUCAGAUGUCUGGUGAAGGAAAGGCUGGGCCUCCAGGAGCCAACAGUCGUUUAGCAUUUUCCCAAGGUGGAAGGGGACGGGGUCGCUUCCCACCAUCUGGCCCCGGUGGGGACAGAUUCCCAGGACCUUCUGGACCAGGAGGGCCACCUCCUUUUCCCGGUGAAUAUCAAAGGCAAGGUCCACCACGUCCACCUCCAGGUCCUCCUGGUCCACCAGGCCCCCCAGGUCCGCCUCCACCUGGGCAAGGUCUUCCUCCUCCAAUGGGUGGUCCACCAAAUCGUGGUGAUCGUCCUCCACCACCAGUUCUGUUUCCAGGACAACCAUUUGGGCAACCACCAAUGGGACCGCUCCCACCUGGUCCUCCCCCACCUGUUCCAGGCUAUGGUCCUCCUCCUGGUCCCCCUCCUCCUCAACAAGGACCACCGCCGCCACCUGGCCCUUUCCCCCCACGUCCACCAGGUCCACUUGGCCCUCCUAUUAAUAUUGGUCCACCCCCACACCUUCCUGGGCCCCCUCCAGGUGCACCACCUCCAGCCCCUCAUGUAAAUCCUGCUUUCUUUCCACCACCGGCGAAUAAUGUAAUUCCUUCAUCUGACAGUCGUGGACCCCCUCCAUCAGAUCCAUAUGGACGUCCCCCACCAUAUGACCGGGGAGACUAUGGACCCGCUGGCAGAGACAUGGAUUCUUCUAGGGCUCCACUCAGUGAUGCAGAAUUUGAGGAAAUCAUGAACCGAAACAGAGCAAUUUCCAGCAGUGCAAUAUCAAGGGCCGUCUCAGAUGCUAGUGCUGGUGACUAUGGAAGUGCUAUCGAAACUCUGGUUACUGCUAUCUCUUUGAUUAAGCAGUCUAAAGUAUCUGCUGAUGACAGAUGCAAAGUUCUCAUAAGUUCACUACAAGAUUGUCUUCAUGGAAUAGAGUCAAAAUCCUAUGGCUCUGGGUCGAGAAAACGUUCACGAGAGAGGGACCACAGCAGAUCGAGAGAGAAAAGCCGACGCCACAAAGAACGCUCACGAAGUCGUGAUCGGCAUGAUGACUAUUAUCGUGAACGAAGUAGGGAGCGGGAAAGGCAUCGUGACCGUGAACGGGAUAGAGACAGAGAGCGGGACAGAGAACGGGAGUAUCGUCAUCGUUAAAAAGCUGUCUGAAGAGAAACGUCUCCAGAUUAAAGAAACAACAAAGCUCUUCACAGAAAAGACUGCCCUUUAUCCAUCUGUUGGAAUUUCAUGGUUGAACAGGAAUUCUCAGGCUACGUGGUUAAAUGGAGCAACAGUAACGAAUAAAGCAAAUCCACUGUAAUGGUAACUGAUUGCUCGAUAUUUUCUUUUAUGUUGCUUGAUUAACCAUUUUAUUUGGACACAACCUGUGUGACUUAAAAGUUACUAAAAGCUUUGGCAAUUCUUCGUAUUCUAAGCGUUAGACGUACAUGACGUGUAAACAAUUAAAAGUCGUUAGCUUUACUGUUUUUAUAGUUCUUUCAUCUUGUUUCCAAAAUUGUUAUAAAAAUGUUAAAUGUUCAAAUAAUGACUGUAAGCAGCUCAGUUUCAGUUCAUCAAAGUAGAUGUACUAUUAGUGUUGUAAUAAACUGUUAAAUGGAGCCUAUGGUUGUGUAAAUUAUGCAAGUUCUCAUUGUUUCUUGAUGUUGAAUCAUUUUGGCUGUAUGUUGUGAUAUAUUGACUUGAUAAAUUCCAACGUGUAUAAUUUUCCCAUACAUCUGGACCUUUAGUUAAUCUCCCAUUAUAGUUUUAAUAUAAAAACAUCUUAAUGUUCAUAAAAUCCAGAUGUGGUUAAUUUGGGAUAUUUUUAAACAAGCGUUCACUUCACGUUGGACAUAAAAUUCUCAGCAAUAUAAAUAUGUGACAAACACUACUUUUUGUAGAAGAACUUUUUUUGUUUUGUAUACCAAAACAUAGUAUUUUGGACUUGAAAUUUUAAUUUUAGUGAAAGGACUUGUCCUGUAUUAUGUUUUUAUAUGCCUCUGUUACCUCAUUUGAGGAGAGGAAUGGUUGUAUUUUAAUGCAGACUAUUUAUUUGGGACUGCCAAAUACUAAGAUUUUUACCUAAUUGAACACAGUACUAGACAAUCUGAAUACAGUUAGUAUAUAGACCAGGUUCUCUUUUUUUUUCUUGUAAUUGAAACUGAAAUCUCUGUACUUGUUUUCAUUUUGUCUUAAGUUUGAAUUUAAAAACCACCAAAAUUUCUACACACUGCAUUUUACAUUUUUCUGUGAAUGGGUUUCUCACUUUCAGUAGAAGAUGCAGUAAAUGUUUGGUAUUUUUCUGUAGACCUAGUUUUCUGAAAAUUAGCUGAAAAGGUAUCCAAAUGCAUUUACUUGGUUUAAGGGCAGUAUGUGUAGAUUAACUUUUGAUGGUUUUAAUGUUCCUGUACAUAUUCAGAACAAAGUGAGGAUAACAGCAUUGUCUGUAUAUUAGCACUAUUUUUGCACUGAAAAUUCAUAAAUGUCAAAUGUGUGAAAGGCAACUAUUUGGCCAAAUACAAAAAUGUUUGAGCUGUUUGAAGAAAGAUUUGGGGCUGAGGUGUGAUCAGUCAAAGUACCUGUCAGUUGAAAGAUGGUACGUAAAGAGUUUCUAAAGUGAUGCAAUAAAAACACAAUUUAAUGGGUGACAGCUAGUUCCAACAGUUAAUGGUAUUUGACUUUCCACUUGAGGCCCCUUUUGAGUUCUAGUAUUCAAUGAAAUUUGGGACUUGGCUCAAUUUUUUGCGAAUUUCUUCAGUUUUCCCUAGGGAAUAAUAUAUGUUCUUAGAUUUCAGCUUGAAAGGAAAUAUGAAUUGGAUGUAUUCUCCUCUGCCAUUGACUGUGCCUUCCUUGGGCCAAUAAUAGACAGUAUUGACAACUUCUGUAGAGGAGUUUGUUCUCCUUGCUCAUCUCCAACAGACAGAUUUACAAGACAGAAGUAGGACCUCUAAAUUUGUCUCUUCACUGUCUUGACAGUGAACAGUGUUUGGAAGAUAUAUAGCUGAAGAUUUAUUCUCAAUUUAACCCUAACUUUUCAGCAUUCAAUCUUUUAAAAUUCUUCCCUCUAGUGAAUAGUUUUGAAAGUUAAGUACAGUUCCACAAAUAAGGUUUCCUUUCCCAAUGCAAUGCCCUAGGUGCGAUCCUUUUCUGGUUAAGGUGACUUUAUUUUGGGUAGCAUGGGUGGUGAAGCGUGGUAUUUAAUGGCGGUGCUGCAAGAGGUGUGAUGAAAUGGAAGUAGGAGUUGACAUUCAUUAUUUAACAAGUGUUCAUUGUCUUGUAUAAUUACACUGUGCAAACUUUUAAUAUAGAAGUCAGUGUCUACCAUAUUUUGUAUUCAAAGAAAGAUGGUAACUUGUUUAAUUGCAAUGCAUUUGAUCUGAACUAGAAUUCAACAAAAGUAUGUUAAUAGUUGCAAAAGUAGAUCAUGUGCAUCAUGAAAUAGCUUUAUUAAGAAGCGUGAUAUGUUCGUCUUGGUGGGUUGUUGUAAAAAGGUUUUUUGAGAGGAAAAAGUAAGGUAGCUAUUUGAAUGUUAACCUUUCUAACACAACAAGCUGUUACCAGGAAACCAGGCUGCAAAAAUAAGAUUUUCAACUCUACAGGUAUGAAAUUUACAAUUAAUAUUUGUGAUUUACCAAAAAUUAUCCUUAAAGCACGUGUCAAAAAGUAAGGCUCAGGUAAGUAAAAUAAUUUUCUUAAAAAAAUAAAUAUGGAUAUUUUACUUAUCUGCUUCUAAUCAUUGACAAAGCACUUCUGUUAAAUUUUUAAUGCAGUUUUAUAAUAAAGGGCUUUUUAUAUAAAAUUGUGUUUUUAUUUAAAUGGUGUUUGAAUAAUUUACAGAUGUUCAAAUGUUGACAUCUAAUUUUAAAUGAAUAGUUCUUUGCAAUGCAUUACACCAUAUAAAUGCAAUAGUUUUUAUUUUGAAUUAUCCAAAGUAUAUUUCUGGUGUCUAAUCUAAAUCUGAAAUAUUUCUCUUACAUAAUUGGGCUUUCACCAAAAUAAUACACUCACUGGGAGUUUGAUUUUUUUGGUGUCAUAUCAGCAUAAUCUACAUGCAUUUGAACUCGAACUGAGUGCAUUAAUAGUUCAUCUUUCCUGAAUAUAGGCAAAACCCAAGUAGUUUAGCAGUGAAAUUUUCUAGAGCUGUUCUUUUUAAUGAUGGGGCUACAAUAGUACCAUUCUGAGUAGGAACCACUGUGGCUAAUGUAGAUAUCAUUAAUUCCUUAGAUUAGCCUAUCAUGUACACAUUUGUGGUUGUUAUCAAACUAUACUGUUUGGAUAUCCUUCUAUUUAUGAAUUUUAACUUGGGAACUUUGAGUUUGUUGAUUACCUGACCUUGAAGAAUAGCAAAACAAAGGUUCUGCAGGUUUCACCUUGUCCUGGGGGCUGCUUUUUGAGUGGAUGUGUUGGUGGCUACUUUUUUUGGCAAUUUAAUGGACAACUCAAAUUUUACUAGAAGAAAAAUACAAUAAAGAAAAACUAUCAAGUAGUACUUUGUUUCUACAGUCAAACUAUACCUUUUAACCAUAAUGAAUUGUUAGGUUAAAUAUGAUCAGUGUCGAUAAGAAAAUUAGCUGAAUGAAUCUCAUGUUAUCUUUUGGGUGGAGAUUUAUGGUGGUACAUUGAAGAAUUCUGCCCAUUCUCAUUCCAGAGAAAUGAAAUCCACUAUAAUUUGUCAUUUUAACAAGUUUCAGAAUCUGGCAUUUUCUGCUUCAGUUUUAGUGCUUUUUUUUUGGUGGGGGGGGAGUAACCCUAUUUAAAAUUCCUCGAAUAUAGGCAGUUUCAAUUUCAUACAUUAUUAUGCAGUUAUAACCCAAUAUUAUGCAGUUUUCAUACAAGGCAUUUUGUUACUUACCUCUGUUUAACAAGAGUUUGGCUUUGCCCAUUAUUUUAAUAGAUCAGCUUUGAAGUUCUGCAAGGGCAUUUUUUUUUUUUAACUUUAUUCAUUUGGAUAGAAAUGCCUGCAGUGACAACACAAAUGCUGGAAGAACUUGGGUCAGGCAACAUCUAUUGAAAUGAAUAAACAGUCAACCCUUCAUUAGGUUUGGCAGUCAUUGCUUUUGGAGCAAAAAUUGCUACUUAUUAUUCCAGAUGCAUCUGAACUAAUGAGCAUUUUAAAAUGUAUUUAUAAUUGUAAUACAUCACAAGUACAGCAACAAAUCUAAAAGUAACUCAACCAAUAUUAAUUCAUGCCCAAAUUCAGAAAAUUAUGUGAAGCAUGUAACAUUUAUUUGGUAAUUGCAAACUUGUCAGGAUACUUGUUGAAAUGAGGCAUGACUUACAAUUUUUCCAAAAUAUUGAUCUCAUGAUUAGCCAUCGUGGUUAAUUAUUAAUUAGUAUAUGGAUGGCCACAAAUUUACUUAACUAGGUACUGUUGGGGCUGUAGAAAAUUACAGGGUUGCUAGGAAGGAGUUUAAGAAUGGAAUUAGGAGAGACAGAGGGGGCCAUGAGAAGGCCUUGGAUUAAGGAAAACCCCAAGGCAUUCUACAAGUAUGUGAAGAGCAAGAGGAUGAACUGUGAGAAUAGGACCAAUCAGGUGUGAUAGUGGAAACGUGUGCAUGGAGUCGUAGGAAGUAGUGGAGGUACUUAUUGAAUACUUUGCCUAAGUAUUCACCGGGGAAAAGACCUUGGCAAUUGUGGGGAUGACUUACAAUGGACUGAAACGCUUGGGCAUAAAGACAUUAAGAAAGAGGAUGUGCUGGAGCUUUUGAAAAGCAUUAACCAUAUAACAAUUACAGCACAGAAGCAAACCAUCUCGGCCCUUCUAGUCCAUGCCAAAAUCUUACUGUCACCUGGUCCCACCAACCUGCACUCAGCCCAUAACCCUCCAUUCCUUUCCUGUCCAUAUAGCUGUCCAGUUUAACUUUAAACGACAACGUCGAACCUGCCUCAACCACUUCUGCUGGAAGCUCGUUCCACACAGCCACCACUCUCUGAGUAAAGAAGUUGCCCCUCAUGUUACCCCUAAACUUUUGCCCUUUAACUCUCAACUCAUGUCCUCUUGUUUGAAUCUUCCCCCACUCUCAAUGGAAAAAGCCUAUCCACGUCAACUCUGUCUACCCCUCUCAUAAUUUUAAAUACCUCUAUUAAGUUAGGUUUUCCAGGAACAAAAACAAUAUACCCUGGGCUAUUGUGGGAGGCAAGAGAGGAGAUGCUGAGCCUCUAGCAAUGAUCUUUGCAUCAUCAUUAGGGAUGGAAGAAGUACCAGAGGAUUGGAGGUUUGCAAAUGUUGUUCCCUUGUUCAAGAAAGGGAGUAAAGAUAACCUGGGGAAUUACAGACCUGUGAGUGUCACUUCAGUGAUGGGCAAGUUGCUGGUGAAGAUCCUGAGAGGCAAGAUUUAUGAUCAUUUGGAGAGGCGCAUCUGAUUAGGGAUAGUCAGCAUGGCUUUGUCAAAGGCAGGUCGUGUCUUACGAGCCUGAUUGAAUUUUUUUAAGGAAGUAACAAAAGACAUUGAUGAAGGUAGAGCAGUGGAUGUAGUGUAUAUGGAUUUCCGUAAGGCAGUUGAUAAGGUUCCCCAAUCCAGAAUCCUUCAGAAAGUAGAGGUGUGGGAUCCAAGAAGACCUUGCUUUGUGGAUCCAGAAUUAGCUUGCUCACAGAAGACAAAGGGUGGUUGUAGAUGGUUCAUGCUCUGCAUGGAGGUCAGUGACCACUGGUGUUCUGCAGGGAUCUUUUCUGGGACCCUUCUUGUGAUUUUUAGAAAUGACCUGGAUGAAGAAGCAGAAGGGUGGGUUAGUAAGUUUGCUGAUGACAAAGGUUGGGGGAGUUGUGGAUUGUCUGGAGGGUUGUUAGAGGUUAUAGGAUUGAUGUAAUACAUUGAUAGGAUGCAGAACUGGGCUGAGAAGUGGCAGAUGCACUUCAACCCAGAUAAAUGUGAAGUGGUUCAUUGUGGUAGAUCAAAUUUGAAGACAAUAUAAUAUUGAUGGUGGGACUCUUGGCAGUGUGGAGGAUCUGAGGGAUUUAGGGGUCUGUGUCUAUGGGACACUCAAGGCUGCUGCGCCGGUUGACGGUGUUAUUACGAAGGCAUAUGGUGUGUUGGCAUUCAUCAGCCAUGGGAUUGAGUUCAAGAGCCACUAGGUAAUGUUACAGCUAUAGAAGACCUUGGUUAGAGCCCGCUUGGAAUACUGUGUUCAGUUCUGGUCACCUCUCUACAGGAAGGGUGUGGAUACUAUAGAGACAGUGCUGAAGAAAUUUACAAGGAUGUUGCCUGGAUUGGGGAGCAUGCCUUUUGAGAAUAGAUUGAGUGAUCUCGGCCUGAGCAAUGGAGGAUGAGAGAUGACAUGAUAGAGGUGUAUAAGAUGAUGAGAGGCAUUGAUCGUGUGGAUAGCCAGAGGUUUUUUCCCAGGGUUGAAAUGGCUUACACGAGGGGGCAUAGUUUUAAGGUGUUUGGAAGUAGGUACAGAGGAGAUGAUGGGUAAGUUUUUUUUUACCCAGAGAGUGGUGAAUGAGUGGAAUGGGCUGCUGGCGACGGUGGUGGAGGCGGAUACAAUAGGGUCAUAACGCCUGUCAGAAUUAUGAUUGUGUAUUUGCCUCUGCCUUGAAUAACCACCGCAGGAUCUUUCAAUCCAUUUGGUAAGUGUUUAUUUCAAUUGGUUAAAUGUGCACCACCUUGCAUAAAAACCUUUAAAAUUCAUGGCCCAAUGGAUGUUUACACAUGCACGUGCUAGCAUGAAUCAUGUGAAGAAUAUAUUAUGGGAAGUGUGUCUUAAGAAACUAUUCUGAACCAAUAACAUAAUGGUGCAUCACUAUCAUAAAGUUGCGUAUAAUUCUGAUUUUAUCCAUACUUGGUGAAAGUGCACUCUACAUUAGAAUUAUGCCAAAUUUAAAUUAUUACGUUAAUACUCGAGUAAUUUUGGCAUCUAUUUCAGAUCCAUUAGUUGAAAAUGGUAUUUUUUUUUUACUAACUUGCAAGAGUAGUGAUUGUAGUAAGAUUAAUUUGUACUAAUGGUUUGCGGGAUUUCAAUUAUUUUAAUCUUGUUUUGUAACUCAAUUUAUAGAAUUCAACUAUGGGUUCACUUUAAACACUGAAGAAAGUCAGUUUUUACACUAACUUUUGUGCAGUUGCAGGCAACUGGUACCAUGCAGCUGUUUAUGGAGAGUUACGCACAAUCUUCAGAGCUGUUGCUGCUAACGGCAUACAGGGACGAGAUAUGCCAACCAGUAGUGUGGUGUUGCAGCAACAACCUGGCACUCAACGUCAGUAAGAUGAAAAAGCUGAUUGUGGACUUCUGGAAGGGUAAGACAAAGGAACACAUACCAAUCCUUAUAUAGGGAGCAGAAGUGGAGAGUGAGCAGUUUCAAGUUCCUGGGUGUCAAGAUCUCUGAGGAUCUAACCGGGUCUCAACAUAUUGAUGCAGUUAUAAAGAAGGCAAGACAGCGGCUAUACUUCAUCAGGAGCUUGAAGAGAUUUGGCAUGUCAAGAAAUGCACUCAAAAACUUCUACAGAAGUACCAUGGAGAGCAUUCUGACAGGCUGCAUCACUGUCUGGUUUGGAAGGGGCUACUGCACAGAACCAAAAGAAACUGCAAAGGUUGUAAAUCUAGUCAGCUCCAUCUUGGGUACGAGCCUCCAAAGCACCCAGGACAUCUUCAAGGAGCGGUGUCUCAGAAAGGCAGCAUCCAUUAUUAAGGACCUCCAGCAUCCAGGGCAUGCCCUUUUCUCACUGUUACCAUCAGGUAGGAGGUACAGGAGGCACACACAUAGCAAUUCAGGAAGAGCUUCUUCCCCUCUGCCAUCCGAUUCCUAAAUGGACAUUGAACCCUUGGGCACUACCUCAGUUCUUUAAUAAAUAUUACCUGUUUUUUGCACAAUUUUUAAUCUAUUCAAUAUAUAUAUAUAUAUACUGUAUUUGGUUUACUUUAUUAUUAUUUUGUUUUUUUUUCUUUUAUAUUAUAGAAAAACAUAGAAACUUAGAAAACCUACAGCACAAUGCAGGCCCUUCAGCCCACAAUGCUGUGCUGAACAUGUACUUUAGAAAUUACCUAGUGUUACCCAUAGCCCUCUAUUUUUCUAAGUUCCAUGUACCUAUCUUGGAGUCUCCUAAAAGACCCUAUUGUAUCGGCAUCCACCGCUGUUGCUGGCAGCCCAUUCCACGCAAUCACCACUCUCUAUGUAAAAAUUCUUACCCCUGACAUCUCCUCUGUACCUACCUCCAAGCACCUUAAAACUAUGCCCUCUCGUGUUAGCCAUUUCAGCCCUGGCAGAAAGCCUCCAACUAUCUGCAUGAUCAAUGCCUCUCAUCAUCUUAUACACCUCAAUCAGGUCACCUCUCAUUCUCCGUUGCUCCAAGGAGAAAAGGCCAGGUUCACUCAACCUAUUCUCAUAAGGCAUGCCCCCCAAUCCAGGCAAAAUCCUUGUAAAUCUCCUCUGCAUCCUUUCUAUAGUUUCCACAUACUUCCUGUAGUGAGGUGACUAGAACUGAGCACAGUACUCCAAGUGGGGUCUGACCAGGGUCCUAUAUAGCUGCAACAUUAUCUCUCAGCUGUUAAACUCAAUCCGACGGUUGAUGAAGGCCAAUGCACCGUAUGCCUUCUUAACCACAGAGUCAACCUGCACAGCAGCUUUGAGCGUUCUAUGGACUUGGACCCCAAGAUCCCUCUGAUCCUCCACUGCCAAGAGUCUUACCAUUAAUACUAUAUUUUCCAUCAUAUUUGAUGUACCAAAAUGAACCAGCUCACACUUACCUGUGUUGAACUCCAUCUGCCACUUCUCAGCCAAGUUUUACAUCCUAUUGAUGUCCUGCUGCAACCUCUGACAGCCCUCCACACUAUCCACAACACCCCCAACCUUUGUGUCAUCAGCAAAUUUACUAACCCGUUCCUCCACUUUCUCAUCCAGGUCAUUCAUAAAAAUCACAAAGAGAAGGGAUCCCAGAACAGAUCCCUGAGGCACAUCACUGGUCUCCAACUUCCAUGCAGGAUAUCACUUGUCUACAACCACUCUUUGUCUUCUGUGGGCAAGCCAAUUCUGGAUCCACAAAGCAAGGUCUCCUUGGAUCCUAUGCCUCCUUACUUUCUCAAUAAGCCUGGCAUGGGGUACCUUAUCAAAUGCCUAGAGUAUUCAUAUACUCUACAUCUACUGCUCUACCUUCAUCAAUGUAUUUAAUCACAUCCUCAAAAAAUUCAGUCAGGCUCAUCAGGCAUAAUCAUGACAAAGUCAUGCUGACUAUUGCUAAUCAUAUUACACUUCUCCAAAAGUUUGUAAAUCCUGCUUCUCAGGGUCUCCAUCAACUUACCAACCACUGAAGUAAGACUCGCUGGUCUAUAAUUUUCCUGAACUGUCUAUACUCCCUU
Mobula hypostoma (lesser devil ray) is the source of this 10878-nucleotide messenger RNA. RefSeq names its product YEATS domain-containing protein 4. The transcript is spliced from 11 exons. Gene Ontology annotation, biological process: mRNA alternative polyadenylation; regulation of DNA-templated transcription. The coding region runs from base 76 to 1749 and encodes 557 amino acids. Gene Ontology annotation, molecular function: mRNA binding. Gene Ontology annotation, cellular component: mRNA cleavage and polyadenylation specificity factor complex. Lineage: Eukaryota; Metazoa; Chordata; Chondrichthyes; Myliobatiformes; Myliobatidae. The record is from RefSeq and is a predicted model, not a curated record.